AAGAGAGGAAACAUAGGCAAAGCGCCCCAACCCCACCGCUCCUAUAAAAAUUCUUUCAAGGGCAUAGACUCAAAGUUUCCUCAGCCUCAUCUGAGAAAGCAAACAGGGAACUCCUAAACCUUUAGCAAAGGCCUGUUUGGUUGGGUGCGUAAACAAGGAAAACUUAGCAAAGUGAAGAGAGAAAGUGAAAGGGAAAGGGAAAGGAAAGGAGAGAAAGAUUUUUCUUUCUUGUGUGUAUGUGUGUGAGUGGGGGGGACUUCUUUUUGGAGGAGAGGCAUAUGAAACUGAAGAGUUUGUUUUUUGCAGCUCAUAUCAGUGCAACAAAUGAUGGCAGGAAACCCUAGCUGGUGGAGCAUGCAUCCACCUUCUCAACAAUCUUCUGCUUUGUUAACUCCAUCCCCUUCUCUCUUCCCUCCUCAAUAUGUUCUCGGAUCUUCUACUCUUCCUCCUAAUUCUUUGGCUGAUAACCAAGAGCUUCCACAGUCAUGGAGCCAACUACUCUUGUGUGGAUUAUCAGGCGAAGAAGAAAGGUUUGGUCCAAGUCAUUUUCACACAAAAAAGUUGGAAAAUUGGGAAAACCAAAUCCUAAAUCCGUCUUCGAGGGUUCCAGUUGUUGACGUAAAGCAAGAGGUUACUCAAAAUAGCAACUUGUACGGUCAUGGUGAUGAAGAAUUUCAAGCAUCUAGGCCGCCUGCUGCUGCUGCUUGGUCCCAUAUCAUGCCAGUUUCUUCUCCUAGGUCUUGUAUUACUAGUUUAAGUGGUAGUAAUAUAUUAGACUUCUCUUAUAACAAGGCGGCAGAUGGGACUAAUACUCAACCCCUAGAUCAUUCUUCUGAGUGUAAUAGCACGGCCACGGGUGGGCUGUGCAAGAAGGCUAGGGUUCAGCCGUCUUCAAGCCAACCACCUCUAAAGGUGAGAAAAGAGAAGCUAGGAGAUAGGAUAACAGCACUUCACCAGUUAGUUUCCCCAUUUGGAAAGACUGACACUGCUUCUGUCUUGUUAGAAGCUAUUGGGUAUAUCAGAUUCCUUCAGGGUCAAAUUGAGGUGAUGUUUCUUCCACAUUUUAUACUCUCUGCUAGCAGCUCAGGAAUCAGUGAGAAGCAUGCGCUUAGCUCCCCUUACUUGGGCACUGCAUCUACAAACAUGAGAAACCAACAAUCUGUACAACGAGAAAGGAAUUGUGCAUUUCCUGAAGAACAAGGACAGGAUAUCCAAGAUAAGCCAAAGGACUUAAGGAGUAGAGGGCUGUGCUUGGUUCCAGUAUCUUGCACUCAACAAGUUGGAAGUGAUAAUGGUGCUGAUUACUGGGCACCGGCUUUCGGCGGCGGGUUUUAAGGAGGCAAUUUACUUUUGAUUAGAUUGCAGCAACUGCUCUGCUUGAAGCAAUUUCAAUGGAAUGGAAUGAUAUAACAUCAUGAGCAGUCACUCUGCUGAAUUCUAUAAGGCUGAUUGCUCAUGAUGCUAUUGCAUUCUCCACCAGAUGAUAAACUAUGGUUCUUGUACCUUUCUAUUAAUUAGGAUAGCUUUGUAUUGUAGCUUUUCUUUGAGCUAUGAACUAGAGCUUCGUCUAUGCGAAGUUCACUUCUAUUAUUGUUCAUCUCAAAAGAAAAAAAAAAAAGAAGAAAAAACUAGUUGGGAAAGCACCAUUCUUUCUUGAGGAAAGAAUCUUGACUCUCACAAAUGAACUAGCUCAUUUCUUCUCUUUCCUUUUUCCCUUUUUAUUUUUCUUGUUAAUCUUUUCAUUGCUAUCUUUUAGAAGGAUCCUUGCAAGCU
Theobroma umbraticum is the source of this 1773-nucleotide messenger RNA. Its product is annotated as transcription factor bHLH68-like. Gene Ontology annotation, cellular component: nucleus. Gene Ontology annotation, biological process: regulation of transcription by RNA polymerase II. NCBI's taxonomy places the organism in Eukaryota, Viridiplantae, Streptophyta, Magnoliopsida, Malvales, Malvaceae. The record is from RefSeq and is a predicted model, not a curated record. Gene Ontology annotation, molecular function: DNA-binding transcription factor activity, RNA polymerase II-specific; protein dimerization activity; RNA polymerase II cis-regulatory region sequence-specific DNA binding.